Messenger RNA from Oryctolagus cuniculus (rabbit), 1112 nucleotides. RefSeq names its product growth factor, augmenter of liver regeneration (gene GFER). Gene Ontology annotation, biological process: liver development. Lineage: Eukaryota; Metazoa; Chordata; Mammalia; Lagomorpha; Leporidae. Gene Ontology annotation, cellular component: mitochondrion. Gene Ontology annotation, molecular function: flavin-dependent sulfhydryl oxidase activity; flavin adenine dinucleotide binding. The record is from RefSeq and is a predicted model, not a curated record.
AUGGCGGCGCCCGGGGAGCCGGGGCGCUCGUACCGCGGGAGCCUCUUCUCCUUCCUGCCGGGCGGCGCGCGCCCCGAGGUGAUGGACGACCUGGCGACGGACGCGCGGGGCCGGGGCGCGGGGCGGAGGGACGCCGCGGGCACUGCCGCCGCAGGCCAGCCGCCGGCCCCGGCCCCGCAGCGCGCCGAGGACGCCGCGCAGAGGCGGCCCUGCCGGGCCUGCGUGGACUUCAAGGCGUGGAUGCGAACGCAGCAGAAGCGGGACACGAAGCUUAGAGAGGAUUGUCCACAGGACCGCGAGGAGCUGGGCCGCCACAGCUGGGCGCUGCUGCACACCCUGGCCGCCUACUACCCGGACCUGCCCACCCCGGAGCAGCAGCAGGACAUGGCCCAGUUCAUCCAUUUGUUCUCCAAGUUUUAUCCGUGUGAGGAGUGUGCGGAAGACAUCAGAAAGAGGAUCCACAGGAACCAGCCGGACACCCGCACCCGCGCGUGCCUCAGCCAGUGGCUGUGCCGCCUGCACAACGAGGUGAACCGCAAGCUGGGCAAGCCCGAGUUUGACUGCUCACAAGUGGACGAGCGCUGGCGCGACGGCUGGAGGGACGGCUCCUGCGACUAGAGGGGCGGCCGCGGCAGAGGGGCGGGCCGCUCAUUAAAGUGCGUCAGAGCCACAGCUGUCGCGUCUUCGUUGGGUGGUCCCAGGACACUGCCCUUCCGAAAGGAAGCUGCCCCCUGCGGGCACUCCAGCGGCCGGCCUCCUCUUCAGCGGGGGGCCUGGGCAGGGGUGUGCAGGGGAGGGAGGCAGGAAGGAGCGUCUCGUCGUCCAGGAUGGCAGCCCGCGAGAGGCCGGGGCUCCCUCUUCCUGCCCCGUGAGGCCCGGCUGUGCCUCUCCCUGAGCAGUGCCGUGGCCCCAGUGGCUCUGUGCCGUUGCCACUUGGGGAGUGAGGCCUGGGCCUGAGUACUCCGUUGGGCCCAGCCCCAUGGGGAAGUCUGGGGCGGAGUUUUUCCUGAGGUCGCCCAGCGUGCUGCCACGCCCCGCCUGGCACGGGCCCUCUGAAGGUGUGCCAGGACGGUGCCGGGCUCAGAGACCAGAAUAAAGUGCUGGACAAGAGA